This is a messenger RNA of Thrips palmi, 4297 nucleotides long. RefSeq names its product coiled-coil domain-containing protein 6. Lineage: Eukaryota; Metazoa; Arthropoda; Insecta; Thysanoptera; Thripidae. Bases 208 to 1791 code for a protein of 527 amino acids. The transcript has 8 exons. The record is from RefSeq and is a predicted model, not a curated record.
UUUCUGUCGGUCGGAUUCUGAAGUUUAUCGUCGUAGCGACGAAAGUAUACAGCUUGUUUCUCGUUUGAAGCAUUUUUGCGUCUCUUCCUAGAUCCCUCUAGAACACUGAAAUGUACUGAGAUACGUGGCCUACCGAAUCGACUACAAUCGUUGUCUUGGGCCUUGUUUUCUUUCCGUUUUGUGUACACCCACGUUUUUAGGGGAAACAUGGCGGACAGUGCCAGUGAGAGUGAUUCCAGCUCGAUAGACGGCGGUCCUAUAAUGAUGCCUCCCUGUCCUGUGACUCGGGAGCAGCUUCAAAAGAGAAUUGACUCCCUGUCUCAACAAAAUCGUGUUCUUAAAGUGGAGUUGGAAACAUACAAGCUAAGGGUCAAGGCACUUCAGGAGGAGAACAAGGGUCUUCGUCAAGCAUCAGUCAUUAUUCAAGCCAAGGCUGAGCAGGAGGAAGAAUUCAUCAGUAAUACGCUCAUGAAGAAGAUCCAAGCUUUGAAGAAGGAGAAAGAAACUUUGGCUCUGAACUACGAACAAGAGGAAGAAUGUUUGACUAAUGACCUCUCCAGGAAAUUAAAUCAAUUGCGCCAAGAGAAAUGCAAGCUGGAACAGACCCUGGAGCAAGAACAGGAGUGUCUUGUCAACAAACUGAUGCGUAAAAUUGAAAAACUUGAAGCAGAAACUUUAGCUAAGCAAAGUAAUCUUGAGCAGCUACGCCGGGAGAAAGUUGAACUUGAAAAUACUCUUGAGCAAGAGCAGGAACUCCUUGUCAACAGGCUCUGGAAACGCAUGGAUAAGCUUGAAGCUGAAAAACGCUCUUUGCAAAUUAAGCUUGAUCAGCCUGUGUCAGAUCCUACAUCUCCUCGAGAAAUAAGCAAUGGUGAUACUGCUGCUAACUUAAGUAUACACAUUCAAACUCUUCGCAGUGAAGUAGACAAACUUCGGCAUCAGUUGUCAUUUGCAGAGAAAGAACACACAGAAAAAAUGCAACAUUACGUGAAUGAAGAACGUCACAUCCGUGAAGAGAAUUUAAGGUUGCAACGGAAGCUUCAGCUUGAAGUGGAGAGACGGGAAGCUCUAUGUCGUCAUUUGUCAGAGUCUGAGAGCAGUUUGGAAAUGGAAGAAGAGCGUUAUUACAAUGAAAUGGCUGUUUCUGGCGGAAAUAUCCGAUCUCGCACAUUGUCCAGCCCCAUUCCUUACAACCCAUCUCCAAGUUCAUCACGUCCCCUCAGUCCUGGGAUGACCUUGGUUGGCUCAAACUCGCGGGAUAGUUUCUCUGGUCCCAUAGGGCCGGCCUGUGGAACAGGCCUAGGCCGUUGCUAUGCAUGCGGACAGCCGGCUUAUCCUCACGUUGGGGGCAUCGCUCCGGUCACUCCCAUCCCCAUGCCUCCGUGCAGGGACAGGGACAGUGUGGUGGGGGGCUUCCUCCCGCGUUCCUCGUCCCCACCGGCCCCUCCUCUCGCCGUCAGUCCUGGUAUGAUUGGAAGGGUGUGUCAACGAACAUCAGAAAGGUUCAUCAAGCCGGCCAUCCCCUCAAAUGCUGGAUCUUUGCUGAGUGUAGUUGGAGGGGCUUCUCCGAUGGCUAGUCACAACUCAUAUGUUCCUGCAGCUUUUGCUCCAGCAACUUCCCCAGGCCCUGCUGGGUCUCCAGCUUCAGCAAUGUCUCCAGCAUAUGCCAUGUCACCAGCACCUGCCAUGUCUCCGUCCUCUAUGUCCAUGUCCCCAGCGCCACCCAUGUCACCAGCAUCGGGUGCAAAUGCUUCUCUUUCGCCCUCUCCCAUGGAUGUUGGGAAAGGUUAAAGGAGUUAGUUGAGCUUCUAAUCCAUGUGGAUUGCACUUAUUCUGUGAUGUAAUAAUCAGUUUGGCUAACUGUUCCAUUUAGUAUUUGAUUCAAAUUUUGUUAUUUACAAUUUUUAAAUUGUGUUAAAUUUGCAAGUCAACAUGUGUGCUUUGCACCAAUACUUUAUUUUGAUGUUUAAAACUCAGUUCUAACAGGGUUAUCAUGUUAUUCACUAAAAGAAAAACAAAGAUAGUUGCCCUUUUAAGGCCACUUGUACAUUUUUUAUUCUCUGGAAUUAGAGAAACUUGUUUUGUCUCUUCUUCUGAAGUAUUCUUGUUAAUACCAUGGCCAAGCCAAAGUAGUUGUUGUUACAAGUCUAGCUUGUCUUAUUUGACACUUAUUCUUUCUAAUUAGUGUGAUAAAACACACUGCAGGUUUUUGUAUGGUUUGUACAAUGUGUUAUUAUUAGACUGAACUGAUUUUCUUUUUUAGGACAAGGAUUUAUUGUCCUGCUUGAAGAACAUAGUCUUUACUUAGUAGGAAAACAAACACUUACUGUAUUUACUUGUGUGUAACCUGCAUGUUCAGUUUCAAAAAUUUACUUUUGUCCAACCCUAUGAAAGCAGCUCGCAGAUUAAAUGCAAGUAAAUGCAGCUAUUGUUUCCUUGUUGCACAUUGACUGUAGAAGAGAGGAGAUUUGUUUGAAAAUUUUGUUGUGAUUUGCCAUGAGUGUGUCUUUUGUAAGUCUAGUUUUUAUUCAUCAUUGGCUCAGACACUUGUUCACAACAUUCUGUUUAUUUUGCAACAUGUCUUUCGGGGCUUUUUUUCUUUAUGAAAGAAAAGAAAGAAUUUCUAAAUCUGAAGUUAUCCUGAAUGCAUGUAAUGAAUGUGCCACUUUUUUUGUCUAAAUGCCUCAAAUCAUGUGUGUACUCAUAAUCAUGCUUCCUUAAUGUGAGGAGUGCCAAAUUUAAUAUUUUUUAUCUUUAAUUUAUGUUGAUGUUAGCAUUAACAUUUUCAACAGUUUGGCUUCAAAGUUAAUCCAGUGAUUUUUUGGAUGUAAGGACUGAGACAAUGUAUCAUCACAUGAAAUCAGAAUUGCAGAAUUGUUAUGAGGUUUUCAACAACUUCCCUAGUCCCCCAAAGUCCUUUUCAUUUAGUUUAUCUUUGGGAAAAUUGAAGUUCAAACUUCUGUGAAACUGUUUUUAAGUCCAUUUCUUCUCUAGAUCAAGUGCUGCUAACAAGCAGAAUGUUCAGAUCCCAGGUGGGCCCUUUAGCAGGUUCAUAAAUUCUGUUGAAGAUAACCAAAGAUGAGUGACAUUUCUCAUAACAUAUGCAAACAUUAUUGAAGUUGUAACCCAUUGUUAGUGGCUCUCACAAAAACCCGUUUCUAAUGUCUCUUGUAUCUGGUCAUUUCAAUUUUUUCUAUCAAAAUUCAUUCAUGUUGUUGCAAUUGUAUUAUUUUCUCUAAAAUGUCUGUGACUUGCCUUAUUUUUGUUUUGCUUCUGGCAUCUAAGGGUUAAACUUCUAAUACCUGUCUAAGAAAUUUGAAAAAUAUUGUGUAAAUGUUGUAUUUUUGAAUCUUUAAUGUUGUUCAUGUCUUUGUGGUUACAAUGCCCUUUUGCUGGUUUAUGUGUGUUAGUCUGCAUGUUUGUAGAUACUGUGGUAAAUUCAAUGUGAGCUGUAUAGAAAACCAAAUAUGGAUCUUCUCUGCAUUGUACAUUGUAAAUUGUCGUUUCUCUUAUCUUUCCAAUGAUUUUUUAAAAAUAUGCUGUUUCUUUAAGAACGGUCUUUAAGAUUCAAGCCAGUGUGAAAAUAAUGUUGAGUGUCAGUCAUAGGAGAAUUCCACUUAUUUCACAGGUUCCUUUUCUCUUGUGUGUCCUGAAGAUACUUUGUCUCUGUCUUUUUUCUCAUUAGUGGUAGUACUCAUUUUCUUCAUACAUAGCUGUAGAAAAAGUAAUUCAAUGGCAUGCCAACACCAUCAGUCUAGCAAUAUCAGUAUGUCUAUCAGUAAGAACAUUCAUAAUUAAUUAUUCCCUAGAUUUUUUGUUUGUUUAGCAGAAGAUAUUGCAUUAUUGAAUGCAAUAAUGUUCUCCAAUUAGGAAGGUUUUCUUUUUCUUCUUUAAAUCAUGGAAUCUGAUGCUGUCAUUUUUAUUUACAUCAAUCAACUUACUAAUGGUGUACUUUUCAUGUAAAAUUUAAUCUUAAGAUUUGAUAAAUCUGUUCAAUCUACAAGUAGUAGCUGUUUGGGUUUUCCUUCAAAAAUGUCGAAUGGCACAGCAUGGGGAUUGGUUCUCUCAUUGAGUACUGAAUUACUUUUCUUGUGUCAUUUUGUCUUCCGUUAACACAAGCUGAUAAUUCACUGUACUAUUUUUAAAUUUAAAUUUGUGGGCUUUAUCUGGCAAUCUCCUUUGUAAACAAUGUGGUAUGGUUGUGAAUGCUGAAAAUAACAUCAGUGCAACUAUGUAAUAUAAUUAAUUCCACAUCAUAUUUGAUGUGAUUAUGAUAAAUCAGUCAUAUUUCAGUAAA